AUGAAUUUGUUCAAUUUGGAUAUCACACAAAAAUGUUUGAUCGCUGAGUGCUGGAUACCAACUGCGGACUUGUCAACUGUGCGUAAAGCGCUUGAAGUUGGAACGGAGAUGAGCGGAAUGGAUGUCCCGUGUAUUCUGAAUGAAAUGGAGACCAAAACAACGCCGCCAACCUUCCAUAAGGUCAACAAAUUUACGCGUGCAUUCCAAAAUAUUGUCGACUCAUACGGUGUUGCAACGUAUCGUGAGAUCAAUCCAGCGCCAUGGACCAUCAUAACGUUUCCGUUUAUAUUCGCGAUUAUGUUCGGUGAUGCUGGGCAUGGCAUAGUGAUGUUCUUGUGUGCGUUACUGCUGGUGCUCUUCGAGAAGAAACUGGCUGCGAUGAAGAUACGCGAUGAGAUAUUCAACACAUUCUUCGGUGGUCGUUAUGUAAUCUUGUUGAUGGGCCUGUUCUCGGUCUACACUGGCCUCAUCUACAACGACAUCUACUCCAGAUCG
Anisakis simplex (herring worm) is the source of this 495-nucleotide messenger RNA. The record is from the annotation of a GenBank genome assembly. Lineage: Eukaryota; Metazoa; Nematoda; Chromadorea; Rhabditida; Anisakidae.